GAAACCGAAGAGCAACAAGCUUUGAGUCUUCCCAUCCUAGAGCAAGAAUCUUUAACAGACAGAAACAGUUAGCAUAUAAAGUGCCGAUUGCUGUAUGCUGAAAAGAUUUUAUCUUAUGGAACAUAAAUCACAUUUAAACCACAUCAGAGAACCCAACACAGAAGGUACAGUUUAGCUGAAUUUUGUGCUGCUCUUGAUACUAGUGUUGUUGGAAUUUGCACCAUGGCAUCUGUUCCAUCAGCUGGUUGCCUGUUAGCAAAAAAUCAGUUCUACAGAGCAAGGCUAAAUUCAGAGUCUAGUAUUUGCUCCAGUAGUUCAGACUCCGGAAUCCCAACGGAUCUGGAGAAAUCUCAUCAAGGUUUGCCUGAUAUGGUUGAAAAAUGCUGGUGGCUAAAAAACUUUUUUCACUGUGAGCAAGUCCCUGUGUCAUCUGUGAGCAUUGUCAUGGCUGCUCAGAAGAACCACAGCUGAUUGUCUCUGUCUACAAAUGUUAUUGCAAGAAAAUAACCCUGGCUUGCUUCAGUGGAUACCAAUGGAGAAAUUUACCAGCUACAGUAUAUUAUCUGGAGACAAUCAACUCUGCAUAUGAGAAGAUAAUUAAUUAUAUUCUCUUUUACCCAAACAUGUCAACCUAAUCAUUUUUAUUUCAAUCAAAAUGUUUAAUCAGACUAAAAAUAUUGUAUUUUUGCCUGAUUAAUCAGACUGAACAUCAUCAGAUUUACAUUUGGAGUUGGGGCAGAUUACUCAUACCCAGCAAUUGGGAUGCAACUGCAAUUAGAUUAAAAUAGUAACAAUGGUAUUAAGUCUGCAUCGCAGAACAAAUUAUAUUGCCAAACAAUAUACCUAUUAUUCAAUAGUAAUUCAUUGUUAUCCUAUUUGAAAUAUAAUAUUUUAAUUGAGCACGCGGCUAUUAUGUCCAGUAUAAUUAUGAUACGAAUGUGUGCAAAAGACAAUAGGGGUCAUUCCGAGUUGAUCUUGCCGUGCCAAAUUUAGAUUAGUUAUAAUCAGGCACUGAGACAUGCAGGGGGAUGCCCAGCACAGGGCUAGUCUGCCCUGCAUGUCAGUACCACCCUCCCCCCCCCCUCCACAGAAGUGCUAAAGUAUCGCACAGGGGCGAUGCUUUUGCAUUUCAGGAGUAUCUCCAGGCCAGCGCAGCUCCUGCGGCUGGCCGGGAGAACCUCUUCGCUGCCCGGGUCAUAGCGGCUGCGUGAGACGUCGCGCAGCUGGCGAGGCCCGCCUCCCCCAAUGGUCCAGCCACACCUGCGUUGGCUGGACCGCGCCCCCUAAAUGCCCCUCCCGCCCCCUCCCACCCAGCGACUGCCUCUGCCUGUCAAUCAGGCAGAGGCGAUCGCUAGGUAACGACGGCCUUCGGCCGUCUGGCAUGCGCCGGCACACUGCGGCGUUGGCGCAUGCACAGUUCUGACCCGAUCGCACCGCUGCAAAAAAAUGCAGCGUGCAAUUGGGUCAGAAUGACCCCCUAUAUGAUAUGCACCUUUUAGUACCUUAGUUGUUUCAUGUUUGCACUAUAUUAUUAUUGUAGUUUAUGAGAAUACAUGCACAUCAUCAAUUGUCAUUCAGAAACAAGUUCCAGAAAUACUGUAUAAUAAAACCACACAGUGAUAAUGUUUUCAGAACCAUUACUAUAUCACAUAAAUAGAAUAGGAUUUAGAGUUGACACUACAUUUUAAGUUUAGUGUUUAGAACUCUUGUUAUAGGGUGGUAUUCACACUGAGCAAAUACAGCAUAUACAUAGUUCGAUUCUCAGUUAUUAGACUUUAAAGUUUGCUGCGGAACAAAAUUCUUGGAUAAUAUAACUGUUCUUUGACUCCGAUACAGAUGCGCAAUGUUUAAGUAUAAGAUUGUACACAUUUCACAAUACUAUUUUUGCACUCUGUAUUUUGCUGCAUUUAUAUUUCUAAGGGCCUGAUUCAGUUGUGAACACUAAUAGCACUUCUGUGUGAAAACAUGCAAAAUGUGCAGGAGGCGUCUUGUAUAAGAAGAUGCCCGCUGUCAGCUUCUCUGAUCUGCUGCUAUGUCCGAAGAUGCAGCAUCAGAUCAACUGCGCAAACUUUCUUGGCAGUACUUUUUCUCUGGAAAAAUAGGUUCAGGAAUGGGUCUGGGGGUGGCGCUAUAAAAAAAAGAGAUAGAUAGAUAGAUAGAUAGAUAGAUAGAUAGAUAGAUAGAUAGGUAGGUAGGUAGAUAGAUAGAUAGAUAGAUAGAUAGAUAGAUAGAUAGAUAGAUAGAUAGAUAGAUAGAUAGAUAGAUAUUCAUGAUUAAAUAAAACUUAGUUAGAUUAGAUAGAUAGUUUUUAGAAAAGAAGGCACUCAAAAUGGACUGUAAAAUAAAAAUUAUCUUAUGGAAAUACAUUUUGGCCCAAGACAGGUUCAGGAUCCCAGUUCCUGAUUAUGUAAUAUUUAACAAGAGGUUCAGGAACCGAGUUCUUGCUAGUUCCUGCUGAAAAAUAGCACUGUCGCUGGGCCAUCAGACAUCUGAGUAACCCUUAGAUUACUCAGGUUGUCUGGAACACUAUACUGCCAGGGCCAAUGAAACUACAUCCCAGGACACAGCUACAAGCUUCGGCACACCCAGAAAAUGGGGCCAACAAGCCUUCCUUUUCUGGAACGUUUUCUGUUGCGGCCCCCAAAUACCAUCAGUAUGUAAAUCAUGCUGCAUCUUUUGAAGUGGUUCAGCUUUUGGAGCACUGCACAGAACCAGAUCUCCACCAGAUUAAAAAAAAAUCAGAAAUUGGCAUGACCAUCGAAUUACCAUCCAUCUCUGAAUAAGCGCCUAAGAACAGAUAUGGGAUGGCAACAGCCAAUUCAAUCUGCAAUAUGGUGUGGCUAGGGUAGGACUGGGAAAUGUUUGAUAAUUUCACUGGUAGAAAGUACCACAUUUUGUGGCUAAAUAUGGAAUGAGACAAUUGCAUCAACACCAUUUAAAACAUAAACUUCAGCAUAGUGUAAAACCUUAAACUGAGACACAACUUUGAUUGACUGUGAACCCAUACAGUAUGUAAUAUGAUGUAUAUUUUCUUGCAGAGUCUAUGCUUAGAUUUAAAAGUCUGUUAUUGUUUUAUUAUAUCCAUAUUUUUCAUGGGUAAAUGGUUCAAUGCUACAUGUUUUUAUAUGGUGUUUGUAUUUUGUACAGAUAUAUUUGUAAAAAAAAUAAUAAAAUAAAAUAUUGUUAUUA
Pseudophryne corroboree (corroboree frog) is the source of this 3189-nucleotide messenger RNA. It is a transcript of the gene PPDPFL, whose product is annotated as pancreatic progenitor cell differentiation and proliferation factor like. The coding region runs from base 223 to 471 and encodes 82 amino acids. The transcript has 5 exons. Gene Ontology annotation, biological process: multicellular organism development; cell differentiation. The record is from RefSeq and is a predicted model, not a curated record. NCBI's taxonomy places the organism in Eukaryota, Metazoa, Chordata, Amphibia, Anura, Myobatrachidae.